UGCUACAGCUCUCUUUCUUCUACCUCACGCCUUCUCUAUUCCGUCUCCUCGGUCUCUCUUUCUGCUCGUUCUCCAGUAGCGUACCGCAACGCUCACUAUCAUCCUCAACCACAGCCCUCGUCGCCGCAGUCCCAAUCCCUGCUCCAGCCGAUCACGGCAGCCGACUUGUUGAGGCAUCUGGGAAUUCAGGCGCCUCCGGCGCAGCAGUACCAUCAUCCACCAACGCAGCCGCAGAGCUAUUCCAUGCAUGGGAGAAAGAUCCACGGGCGCCGGGUACAAGUACAACUAUGGCUGUCAUGGGAGAGAGCUCUACGGGCGCCGGGCGGAGUGGGCGAGAGCUCCACAUGCGCCGGGCAGAAAUAUGGAUAUGACAUGGGCGAGACCGCGAGAGCUCCACGGGCGCCGGGUACGUGUACGUCCCGCACUAUGCCUCCAUCAGCACCUACGCCUCGCAGUUCGGCAAGAACGGCCGGCGCCCUAACCCCAUCGCCCCGGUCAACCCAUCGAAGCUAAGCCCCAGUGCCAACCAGUUCCAGCCUGCUAUGCACCCCAAUAAUCUCGCCGCAUACCGGGACGAUCACGACCCCGUCUUCAACCCGUACGCCUCCGCUUUCCAGAGCACGCUGUUCGCUAACCCAGCGGACGGCCGGUCGUGGGUCCCCGCGGCGGCGCCUCGCUGGUCCCCGGCCCCGACCCCGACGGCGGCGCAGGUCCGCUCGCGCAUGUUCCUCCGCCCGAUGGAUCCUGAACUUCUUGCGUCCCCGGUGACCUCGCCCCAACGUGGCCCGCCUGCUCGAGGACGGCGACGAGGACGUGCGGCGGAGCGUGCUCGCCACGUUCAAGAGCAACGCGCGCUGCUUCAUGAGAAGAGCAGCGCCGAGAGGCAGGCCGUCCUCCUCGCGCUGGUCCGCGCCUGCUUGUGGCGGCCCCACGAGAUCCAGGACAUCGUCCACGCCGUGUAUGACACCAAUGGCUUACUUUCGGGCGUCGCCAGAGUCCAGACACGAUGACGGGAACUAUCUGUUGCAGCGAGUCAUCCAGUGCGGCGGCGACCGCCUCCAGGUGGCCAUCGCCGAGCGCGUCGGGGCGGACGUGGUGACUGGUGAGCCUGUCGUUGGACCAGUUCGGGAGCUUCGUGGUGGAGUCGUGUUUCAUCAACGCGCGCUCUCUGGCGCCGCUGCGGCUCGUGACCAACGCGUUCCUGGCCUGGCCCUGGACGGCGACGAUCUCGCCGAGCUCGUGCGGGGCGUCUUCUCCAACUACGUCGUCAGCAAGCUGCUCCUCGUCGCCAAGGAGGUAUAUAUAAUUAAGUCGCCGUCGUUGCUGUCAUGAUCGAUAGUUUACGUAGUUUGGUUUGGUUUGCGUAUAAACUUGGCGAUUAUCGUUAGCUGACGACGACGACUCGUCGGCAGUCCAUGCCGGCGCAGGCCAUUGAGCUGGCGCAGCGGAUCGGGAGGCUCCCGGUGGCGGUCCAUUGCGACGUACACGCGCGCGGGGUGAUGGCGGCCGUCAGGAAGCUGAUUGAUGUUCUGUAAGUUGUCUUGGAUGGGAAUGCAAGCAUACUAUAUAGCUGUCAUUGUAAUUGUAGCCCAACAUGAACGGCGUUUUGUCUGUCAUCGUGUGUGUACGUGACUAUGUCAGUAUAGUAUGUGAUAACUACUUUUGUUCGUACCUUUGUAAGGUCAAAGGUUUCAGCGUCUCUGCGGCAACUUCUUCGUCACUGUGAAUAAGCUGUGUUGGUGUCGAUAUAAAUUGAUAGUACUAUGCUAUGUGUUAGAGCUCUAAAAGUUAUAUUGUUUGUAUUGUCGAGCAAUAUUAAUGUAGUUUUCGCCAAAGUUUUUUAGGGACUUUCAAUUAUGAUUUCGCCCUUAUUUAUUUAACUUCGUAUUUUUUU
This is a messenger RNA of Zea mays, 1894 nucleotides long. RefSeq lists its product as uncharacterized. The transcript has 2 exons. The coding region runs from base 862 to 1332 and encodes 156 amino acids. The record is from RefSeq and is a predicted model, not a curated record. NCBI's taxonomy places the organism in Eukaryota, Viridiplantae, Streptophyta, Magnoliopsida, Poales, Poaceae.